Messenger RNA from Melampsora larici-populina 98AG31, 984 nucleotides. RefSeq lists its product as uncharacterized. The record is from RefSeq and is a predicted model, not a curated record. Lineage: Eukaryota; Fungi; Basidiomycota; Pucciniomycetes; Pucciniales; Melampsoraceae. The transcript has 3 exons. The coding region runs from base 1 to 984 and encodes 327 amino acids.
AUGCCCAAGUACAAGUCACCAGCUACCCUACAAUCCCGUCUUAAUCGAUCACUCCAGAAGCACCUUGAACGUCCAUCCAAACCUCCACCCAAUCAACGAGCUAUUCAAAAGGCCAAUCUCAUCAGUCUCUACGGUCUCCCCAUGGACUCGAAGUUCCUGUUUUUUCGGAAGGGACGAAGUUAUGGGAAGCCUCGCUUCAGUUUAACAUAUGGCACAGUUGUUUGUCUUGAUUAUGAUACAUCUGAGCUACUGCUGGUUGUACGAUUUGUAGAGAAGGGGAGUGUCUCCGAGGAGAUUUACAAUGCUUAUAAUCAUUCAAUCAGCACGAUCUACCAGCAUGCCAAAGCUAGAGGCGAAGUGAAAAAUAAUGGAGCUACCUACCGGGCAAGGAGACUCGGUCGCAAAUAUGGUCGAAUGUUUGCUGCCGGUUUUCGUCCUGGUUAUGAUACGGAGGUCAAAGGAGGUCACUAUACUUGGAAUGCCACGACUGCAAAUGACCUCUGGAAGAUGGAGGCCGACCUGAAAAGACAGGGUAACCUGCCCGCUAUCGAAUCCUUCUUCGCUGAGAGAUUCAGUGGCCUUUCCUUAUACGCCUUCGAGUCUAAUGCUGCCCUUGCCAGUCGAACGAAUGCCCCUUCUUGGGCAAGCGAAUCCUUCUAUGUCGAUUUGGAUUCUUCCGAUGGAGUAGUUGAAAUGUUGUGGAACUCUCAAGUCCAUCAUCACACUUCGCGCUCCAAAACUUACAAUGCAUUGAAGGAACAAGUCCAACCAGAGUCGGCCGAAAUCACACGUUUCGGUUGCUCUUGUCAAAUCUCCCAGGCAUUGGUCAACCGCCUUGAGAAAGUCAAAAUCCAGCAAGAGGCGAUGAGUGAAAGCGAAGGACAAGCAUAUCAAGCAAGGGUUUUGACUGGUUAUGCGGAACAAGCUCAUCUCAAGAUGAAGAAAUUGGCUAUCAAGUUAGGCAUAUGGCGAAAUGAUUUCUAG